Xiphophorus couchianus (Monterrey platyfish) is the source of this 2523-nucleotide messenger RNA. It is a transcript of the gene tada1, whose product is annotated as transcriptional adaptor 1. NCBI's taxonomy places the organism in Eukaryota, Metazoa, Chordata, Actinopteri, Cyprinodontiformes, Poeciliidae. The record is from RefSeq and is a predicted model, not a curated record. Bases 56 to 1054 code for a protein of 332 amino acids. Gene Ontology annotation, molecular function: transcription coactivator activity. Gene Ontology annotation, biological process: regulation of transcription by RNA polymerase II. Gene Ontology annotation, cellular component: SAGA complex. The transcript is spliced from 8 exons.
AAUAAAGUUUUGUAAAAACCUUGGCGUCGCUUGGUGAUGACGUAUUUUUGACGCUAUGGCGGCUCACGCGAGCGAGCUGGAGAUUGCGAAGAAGAAUUUAACGAAUGCCAUCGGCGAUAACGUGAAGCAUUAUUGGGCUAACCUAAAGCUGUGGUUCAAACAGAAGAUUAGCAAAGAAGAGUUUGACGUCGAGGCACGUCGCCUGUUGCCUCAGGAGAAUGUCCACUUUCACAACGACUUCCUGCUGGCCAUCCUCACACGAUGUCAGAUUAUUGUUUCUACACCAGAGGGCCCAGGCUCCUUGCAGUGGCAAAGCUGUGCCUCAAAGUCUGACAAGUCAAAAGGAAAGAAGAAGUGUUCCUCCAGGCAGAAAUUUGAUCACCGCUUCCAGCCACAGAACCCUCUGUUUGGAGCGCAGCCGUUCAGCCCGCGGGAGGCGGGCGGCGAGGAGGAGGAGCUGCGGCUGAGCGCCCACACGCUGCUGCUGCCGACCCGGGGCCAGCUGGAGGCCCGCAUGAUGGUCACCGCCUUCGAGAUGGGGCUGGACAACGUCACAGAAGACGCCAUCAGCACCGUGGUCUGUGCUGUGGAGCACCACUUGAAAGACGUCCUGACCGCCGUAAUCACUCGGAGGAAGGCGUACCGGCUACGCGACGGACACUUCCCUUACGCCUUCGGCACCGACGUCACGCCUCGGCCUUAUCUCAAGAACAGCCUGUCUGCGUACCACGGCAUCAGCAAAUGUCCUCCUCCAAGCGCGUCUCUUGCUGCGUGCCCGCCGCCUCAGGUGUCGCCCGACGACGCCGAGCAAAAAGCCAUCCACUUGCUCGCCUGCUCCUCUGACACGCUACCUGCACCGCUUCCUCCAAUCAGCAUGUUUGACCUCCUGGAAGCGCUAAAGGUUCAUCGCGGCGUGAUGCCCUCCCACACCAUGUACGCCCUCAACAUGGAGCGCAUCCUGGUCCAGCUCUGGCACCCCAGCCAUGAGGAACUGGAGCAGGACCGCAUACACAGGCAGAGGCUGGCCGGUAAGGAGGGCAUGCCGGUCAGCUGAGAGGCUCGCUCUGACUCUCUUUUCACCAGACUGUAGGACUGAGCUCGUCUCUGGAAACCAGUCCAUCUCCAGAACAGCCACAUGGGGGGGGUGUUUUCCAGGAAGUGAAAGGCUUGGAUAAAACCUGUGGCUUACAGAAGAUGGAGCAAGAGGAAAACCAGGAAGCUGGAGCACUGUUGUCGUCUGUAUGACAUAAAACCUUUACCUGUCCAACUUUUAAUUACUUGUUGACGGCACAAUAGGAAACAAUUGGUUGUAAUUUAGUCCGUUUUAAACUGCAGGAGCGAAUGAAACACAACAGUCUAGUUCUGGAAAAAACAAAGUCUUACCAAGUGUUUUUGGUCUAGUUUCUAGUGGAAAUAUUGUAGUUUUGUCUUAUUUCAGGUGCACUAACACACACGUAAUGUUUCAGCAAGAAACUGGAGCUUGUUUUAAGUCAAUAAUGAGAAAAACUUACUAUUUUCACAGGCAGAUUAUUUCACUUAUGACAUGGGAAAAAAGUAUCGUUAUAAAUAAAAUAAUCUGCCAGUGGAACUAAUACUUUUCUUUUAUUAAUAUUAAUGAAUUAUUGUCUUAGAACAAGCUCCUUUUCUUGCUGAAAAGUUACUUAGGUUAUUUUUGUCUUAUUUCAAGUGUACUAAGAUAUUUGCACCAGAAAUUAGACCAAAAAUACUUUUAUGCUUCUGGUGGAUUUCUUGUGGGAAUUUCUUCUUCAAAUCUAACCUGCUGCUUUAACGGAUAACGUGUUGCAUCCUGGAUGUCCAAACGAUGUUCAUCACCUUUACGGAACUGCAAGUAAUGUUAAUUAUUAGAAAUUAGAUAAAAAAUACAAAAGAAAAAUCUAUUAAAAUCAAUCGGAUUCAAUUUGUCAAUUGUACCAGGUUUGGUUGUGUAUGGUGUUAUAGUUUGUACACUAUGCUUAUUACUUCUUCCUAAAUAGCAUAAGGUUCCUUUUUUUCCUGUUUUACUUUACUAAUUUAAGUAAGAUUUUUUUUUGAGCAUCUAUUAACACAUAAUUGUGAAGUGUGGCAAACACUCCCCCCCACCACCACCUUUACAAUAAUUUAAUCUCACCUUACACGGGUGAAACAUAUUGGCACCAUUAUACCUCCGUAGAUUUGGCUGCAGCAAAAAGCUAUUCCUCAAAAAAUGGAUGUAGAAGACGAGGGUCUAAUGCAAAUUUACACCACACUUUUCAGAUUUUUAGUCGGGAAAAUAAGAGGUCUUCUGUUGACAAAUUAGUAUUAAAUCAGAACUUUCUAGCAAAGUUCUAUAAGAUUUUAGGCUGCAAUGUUGAUGUGAAAAUUGUUAAAUUAUUAAAAAAAAAAAAAAAAAACUUCAGUAAAGUGCUGCAUAUGAGAAAAUGCUUAAAUAAUUUCAACAUCUGCGAUGUUCAGAGUAAAUGCUGGAAUCUGGUCUGGAGAAGAGCUGAAGUUUACAAUGUGCAUUGAACUCGUCUUGAAACAUAA